This is a messenger RNA of Biomphalaria glabrata, 4547 nucleotides long. RefSeq lists its product as uncharacterized. Lineage: Eukaryota; Metazoa; Mollusca; Gastropoda; Planorbidae. The coding region runs from base 387 to 2996 and encodes 869 amino acids. Gene Ontology annotation, molecular function: cysteine-type endopeptidase inhibitor activity involved in apoptotic process; ubiquitin protein ligase activity. The record is from RefSeq and is a predicted model, not a curated record. The transcript is spliced from 8 exons. Gene Ontology annotation, biological process: negative regulation of apoptotic process; regulation of cell cycle; positive regulation of protein ubiquitination. Gene Ontology annotation, cellular component: nucleus; cytoplasm.
GUAUCAGUAGGAAGGAAGACAGAGAAAGCGAUGGAAAGACAACAACAAAAAAUGGACGGGCCUCCAGUGAUAGAAUUUGAUUAAGGUCAAGCGAUAGAGAGAAAUGGAGAAAGACAGUUGACAGAUUUUGUGUGGCGCCACAGACCAAAACGUACGUUUUUCGAGAUCUGAGUGUGACAGACGAACAGACGGACAUUUCGCACAAACCUUAUAGCAGCUUUUCCCCUUACGGGGGCCGCUAAAAAUCAAGAUAAUAAUAAUAAUGCCAAUUACAUUUGUAAACUUUCUGUGAAGAAAUAAAAUGCUUCAAGAAUAAAACUACUAAGGGGUCUUGGUGUUUGGAGAGGCUCUUUGAUGCCAAGACUAGUACUUGAAGAAAAUACAUAAUGUCAAAAUGUGGGAAGACAUCUUCUGAUAUAAAUGAAUGUGGUACUGAAGGUUUUGUUGAUCCGAAAUUUACAAUUUUGAGAUACAAAGCCAGUAACCAAAGAAAUGUUGAUAGUAUUGUCAGCAAAGUCCAUCCUAGUACUACAACAUAUAAAGAUCAGUACAAUGAUUCUAUUAACGUUUGGCAAAAUAGCUCUGGUGGUUCCAAUGGUCUAAUAACUGCACCUAAAACGUCUCUGCGAGAAAGGAAAGUGAUACCUAGUGCUAUAAUUGAAGCAUCAGAUCUCUCAAAUGGCUUAAUGAAAUUGAAUUUGAGAACCACAACUGCUGAUGGGAAUGUGUCACAGCAUUCUUCGACCAAAGGUCUUUGGCGAACAUUUGAUGUAAAAAAUAAAAACUUUUCUUUUUGUAAACCUGAAAAAUUCAAAGAUAAUAAAUUCAAAAUGUGCAGAGAGCACAGCGAUGUAGAUAUUUUAAGUGACCUGUUCUCGUGGCGACAUUUUCGAUGGAAGCAGCCCAAGAUAACGGUAUGUAUAAUGAACUCUGCAAAAAUGUUUCCCCCUAAAAGAGCAUUAGUAAGUAGAAGUCAAGCCUACGAUAAUGAAAGAAACCGACUAUUAACAUUUGCCAAGUAUCCAAGAAACGCAGAGAAGUCAGCAAUUUCUCUUGCAGCCAACGGUUUUAUUUUUGAAGGUUCUAGCAAGAGAGAUGCGAAAGUAAAAUGUGCAUUUUGUGGGAAAGAACUUCCUGUUUGGAAGUUAAAAAGUACUUGGAAGAACAUCCACAAGAAAAUGUGUCCAAUGAAAGACAACAACAAUAGUCUUAAUAUGCCAAUAAAUUUAAACACAAGCCAUUUAAACUUGCAAACACUCAAUAGGAAUAUUCAGAGAUCUACAAAUAACCGAUCAUUGCCCAGCAAGCAUUUGAUUUAUAUGAGAUCAACUAAUGUUCUUCAGUGGGCUAACAAAUCUUUUGUGACUGCUUCUAGUAUUACAGAAUCAGGUUUAGCGAGACAUAGAAUAACUGGUCGAUGUGUACAAGAAACUGGACAACGUGAAGCUUCAUCAAACCUUGGAUCCGUCGUGGCUACCAAUUUAAACAGUUGUCCUGAAAUCACAUCAAUAGAAGAAAGCCAUAUUCGGGAAAAUGAGGAAAUUAUUAAUGAAGCUAGUUCAAAUAACCAAUACACACUUACUGGCUCCAACUUGCAACAGGAUGACAUUCGGACCAUAGAAGCUAUAAAUUUUGAAACUACUUUUGAACUACCUGAAUUUUUCAACGCUCCAGUAGCCCCAGUUCCAGAAGUACGCACAGCGAAUGCAACUGAUAACAAUAAUGCACCUGUAAGUUUAAGGCAAGAUCUACACACAUCUUUGGAACAUCCGGAAAUCAAUUUACUGACAUUCAACAUAACUUCUGCAAUUCCAGAAAUCAAUUCAUCAACAGCCAACACAAAUUCUGCAAUUCCAGAAAUCAAUGCAUCAACAGCCAACACAACUUCUGCAACUUCAGAAAUCAAUGCACCAACAGCCAACACAACUUCUGCAAUUCCAGAAAUCAAUGCACCAACAGCAAACACAACUUCUGCAAUUUCAGAAAUCAAUGCACCGACAGUCAACACAACUUCUGCGAUUCCAGAAAUCAAUGCAACAACAGCCAACACAACUUCUGCAAUUCCAGAAAUCAAUGCACUGACAGCCAACACAACUUCUGUUUCUGCUGGAAUGAAUACUGCUCCUCCUCCAAACGAAAGACAAAGUCCAGGAACGAUUCCUCAAGCAAGAUCAGGAUCAGGAAGAGAGCCAACCUAUGAAGAACUCGGAAUUAUAACGGAGCGACCAAAACGUCCGGAGUACGCGCUUGCAAUAAAAAGACUGGAGACGUUUGUUUCUUGGCCAAGGGAUCAUCACCUUAGCCCUGAAGAAUUGGUGGACGCUGGAUUCUACUACGCAGGUUAUGGGGACUGCACUAGGUGCUUCUACUGUGGAGGCGGCUUACGCAAUUGGGAAGAAGACGACAAUGUCUGGGUGGAGCAUGCAAGGUGGUUCUCAAAAUGUGCAUUUCUAAGACAAAAAAUGGGCCAGGUGUUUGUCAACACGGUCCAGGGUAUGAACACGGAGUAUGAUAAGAUAACAAUCGCGAUGGUGUUUGACAGACUAGGCGUUCCUUCUUCGACAUUUCAACUUGAUACUCUGAACACUCCUCUAAAGAGAGACGCAGCUGUUCGCUCGGUCACUUCCUUGGGCUAUCAAGAGAACGAUGUUUUAGCAAUAGCUCACAUGAUAAAACAAGAAGGUAACAUUCUUUCGUCCGAUUCAAUAGUACAGCGUUUGGUCCAGGAAGAGAAGAGACCUUUGGAAUCUCAAGCUGUUACACUUUUGUCUUCAGCGGACACAACUCAAGCUUUAGAGUCUAUCCAGAUCUUCAAAGAAAGAAACAACCAACUUCGUCAACAAACGUGCUGCAAAAUCUGUAUGGACAAAGAAGUGGCCGUGGUGUUCCUGCCCUGUGGUCACCUGAUUUCCUGUGCCGAGUGCGCCUCCGCCAUGAGAAAUUGUCCCCUUUGCAGACAAGAUGUCAGAGGGAUCGUAAGAGCUUUCAUGUGUUGAUUGCAACACUCACUGACUCAUCGUGGACUCGUCCAUUCCCACCUCUUGUGAAAUAUCAGUAUUAUCUUUAAGUGUUUAUAGUACUAUAAGACAUUGUAAACGCAUUGAAAAACGUAAAAACAUCAACCUAUUUAACCAGAAUGUAGGCAGAGAAUUGACUGGGUCUAUUAACUUUAAUACAGUUGAAAUUUCUGAAAUGUGUACAUGUAUUUAAACAUAUGCUUUCUCUAUUGUGCAUGACAUUGUAUGUUGUUAACUUCAGAAAGUGAAAGUGACAACAGUGUAUAUUAUGUUUAUAUUUUGUAAAUAGCUUGGGUUUUAGUAUAAAUACUUUAUAUUUAAUUUGGCUAAACAAGUAUAGUAGCUCAAAAUAGAACAUAUAGCAUUCAGCUUACCAACAUCUUUUACAAUGCACAUUUUGAUUUUUAGAUUUAUCUCCCUUAUGCUUUUGAGAAACUUUUAUCCUUGUCCAGACUUGCUGAUGGAUAAUUUCCCUUGAUUACCCACUAAUCGCUUCGUUGUACUCUAAAUGUCAGUUCAGAAAGUUAAAGGCUUUUGGAAGUUUCACUAACAACAGAGUCACAUUAGAUGGAAUCCCAUGACUCGGAGAAAUGAAAUAAACAUACAGACAAGUCUCAAACAUAUUGUAGUAAAGAUUUUUUGUAGGGGACGCAAGUUGCCUCUUAUGGCUCAAAGUCGUAGCUUCAACUUUUUUUUUUAUUACAGAGAAUAAAGAAAAGAUCUGGUCCCCCCUCUCCCCCAUAUCUAAGAGAUAUUAAGUUCACUGUAAAUACUUGUUUCAUGAAAUUAAAAAAAAAAAACUAACAUGGUAACAAACUAUUUACUGUACAUGUUGGAAAGCUUAUCUGUGCGACCCGUGUAUCCCAAACGGUCGAUGAAACAAAAAAUGCAAACGCUGCCGAAACUGUUAAUAACUUUACUACUAAAUGGCUUCUCGUCUCAAUCGACAAGCCAGCGACGACCGCUUAUAAUGCAGUUCUGAUAUUCUUCUUUACGCUGCAGCUCUUGCAUCGUUUUAGAAUGUAGACAAAACAAGUUGAACUGAGCAUUAGUAUUGCUUGAAAAGCAAAACGUUAAUGAAGAAGCUAACGAAUCAGGAUACGAAAUGUAAAGCCGUGUACUGUAGUAAUUCAAAAUCCAAACAUGUUUUUGUUUGGUGUGUCUGUCGACUGCAAAUUCUCGGCAGCACUAACUCUAUACCACGUUUUUCUGCCAGCAGUCUCACCUUCCUCAACUUGCCAUCUCUGAAGUGUUUCUCAGUGUCAGGACUUUGGCGAUUUAAUUAUUGAAUUAUUAACUUGUCUAAGUAUUAAAAAUAAUAAUAAUUUGUAAUGUGUGUAUGUGUUAUAAUUACUUUAUAACUUAUAUUAUUUUUAGGCUCAAGUUCAGCCCGUCAGACACACCCAGCUGUACAUACAAUAAUAAACGAUGUGUAUGAUAAUUUAAAUGCAACUAUAAAUUUAAUCUAAUGAUAUUUAUACAAUGAAAAUGACAUGAUUUAUGAUGAUAAUAAAUGAAUAUAAUUAUAUA